This is a messenger RNA of Peromyscus maniculatus bairdii (prairie deer mouse), 1923 nucleotides long. Lineage: Eukaryota; Metazoa; Chordata; Mammalia; Rodentia; Cricetidae. The record is from RefSeq and is a predicted model, not a curated record.
CCGCGCCCACCCCCCGCCGCCGCUUCUCCAGUCUUGCCGCCGCAAGCACCGCGGGGAGUCGCUCGCCCCUGGAGCAGGCCUGCUACCUCAGCCUUCCCAGUGUUGAGAUGAAAAGCGUGACCCACCCAUGCCUGGCAUUUCAUUCCUGCCCAUGCGCUGGCUGGCUGAUGUUAGCACUGGCCUGCUAACCUGUUUCAGGAGACACAUCCCAUUCUGGGUCCAGUCCCUGCGGGAAGCCACAACUUCCCGGUGGGGCUCUUCGGAAAUGGCCUCAGGGGUUCCCCCGCUGCUGCUGCUACUUCUGGGGUUGCUGUUGCUGCCGCUGCUGCCCGGACUCCCGCCCCGCGCCACUGGCUGUCCCGCCGCCUGCCGCUGCUACAGCGCCACAGUGGAGUGCGGCGCCCUACGGCUGCGUGUCGUACCACCGGGCAUCCCCCCAGGGACGCAGACGCUGUUCCUGCAAGACAACAGCAUCGCGCACCUGGAGCAGGGCGCCCUGGCGCCUCUCGCUGCCCUGCGCCACCUCUACCUGCACAACAAUACCCUUCGGGCGCUGGAGUCCGGCGCCUUCCGCGCACAGCCACGCCUGCUGGAACUGGCGCUCACCGGCAACCGGCUUCGGGGACUGCGCGGCGGGGCAUUUGUGGGCUUGGUCCAGCUACGCGUGCUUUACCUGGCUGGAAACCAGCUGGCGAAGCUGCUGGAUUUCACCUUCCUGCACCUGCCGCGACUGCAGGAGCUGCAUCUUCAAGAAAACAGCAUUGAAUUACUGGAGGACCAGGCCUUGGCUGGGCUUUCCUCCUUGGCCCUGCUGGACCUCAGCCGGAACCAACUGGGCACCAUCAGCAGAGAGGCCCUGCAGCCUCUGAGCAGCCUACAAGUCCUGCGCCUCACAGAGAACCCAUGGCGUUGUGAUUGUGCCCUUCACUGGCUGGGCUCUUGGAUCAAAGAGGGGGGCCGCCGGCUGCUGAGCUCCAGAGACAAGAAGAUCACAUGUGCAGAGCCCCCUCGCCUGGCGCUACAGAGUCUACUAGAAGUAUCUGGUGGUAGCCUCAUCUGCAUCCCUCCCUCUGUGAACGUGGAGCCCCCGGAGCUCACAGCUAACCUGGGGGAAGACCUGCAGGUAGCCUGUCAGGCAUCAGGAUACCCACAGCCCCUGGUGGUCUGGAGAAAGGUGCCCCAGCCUCGCGAUGGCAAACCUCAAGCGCAAGCCCAGCUGGAAGGUGGGACAUCGGGCCUGGGUGGGCAUGCGACCCGUGACACCGGCAGCGGCAUGCUCUUCCUCACCAACAUCACACUGGCUCACGCCGGCAAGUACGAAUGCGAGGCCGCCAAUGCUGGGGGCAGAGCGCGUGUGCCCUUCCAUCUCCUGGUCAACGCGUCCCGGCAGCAGUCACCGCAGCCACCCGCCCCGCAGGCCCCGGCUACACGCCCCGUGGGACACGAGCCCCGGCACGAGACGGGCAGCAUGGCCUUCCGUGCCCUGGGCCUAGCAACGCAGACGGCGAUCGCAGCGGCCAUCGCGCUGCUGGCGCUCACGGCGCUGCUCUUGGCUGCUAUGAUCUGCCGGCGCCGGCGCCGGCGGAAAAAGGUGCCUGCGCCGCCGGGGGAAGGCACACUAUUCGUCAACGACUAUUCAGACGGGCCUUGCACCUUUGCGCAGCUCGAGGAAUUCCGCGAUGAACGUGGACACGAGAUGUUCGUCAUUGACCGUUCCAAGCCCCUGUUCGCAGAGGUGCCGCCCGAGGAGCCGCCCGAACAAAACCCUCCUCCCGAGGGGCUCAUGUCUGGGCUACGCCUCCCUCCACGCGUCGCCUAUGAGAUCCAUUGCUAAGCCUGCCGCGCGGGUCAGUGACGUGGGCACUGGGGAUUGGCCGGUGCAGCCCUGCACAUGCUCAUUAGUAAAGUUGAAGCCGCGCUACA